GUUAUAACUACGUGUGGUGGUAUUAUACUGGAUUCACACGAGAGUUUUGCUUUAUUACGUUGCACACGGCGAUAUAUUUAUUUAUUUAACUUGCUUAGCUACAUUUUCUAAAGUCCGAGUUCAGUUGAUACGGGCCAUCGGCGUGCUGAGAUGUGUAGAGUUUUUGGUAUAGUUUUUUUACUUUGUUGUCUCGUAUGUUUUGCAUUCGGAGAUGUAGAAAUGCAAGAUAAUUUAAUAAUUCAGUUACCAUAUGGAAAACUAAAAGGAAAGGAUAAUGGUUUCUACUAUAGCUACGAAUCGAUACCAUACGCUGAACCACCUGUGGGUGAAUUACGUUUUGAGUCACCGAAAAAGUACGAACGAAAAUGGACAGAAGUUUUUGAUGCCACUAAAGCUCCAGUUAAAUGCAUGCAAUGGGAUCAAUAUCAGAAUGGAGACAAUAAAUUAGCAGGCGAAGAAGAUUGUCUUACAAUCAAUAUAUACAAAUCGAAACUAAAUCAAACAGAAACUGAUAGAGCAGAACGUUCUUUACCUGUUAUUAUAUUAAUACAUGGUGGUGCUUUCAUGUUUGGUUCAUUAGCAGCUAACAAUCAUGAACGUUUUAUGCAACAAAGUCAAACUAUUGUUGUUAAAAUGACGUACAGAUUAGGGCCGUUGGGUUUUCUAAGUACAGAAGAUACAACAUUGUCUGGAAAUUAUGGAUUAAAAGAUCAAUUAUUAGCCUUGAAAUGGAUUAAAGAAAAUAUUGUUCAUUUUGGUGGAGAUCCAGACCGUAUGAUAGCGGUAGGAUUUUCAGCCGGUGGAACAUCUGUUCAUUUGCAUAUGUUGCAAAAAGAUUUUAAAGACUAUGUGCAUGCGGCUGUUUCCUUUAGUGGUACAGCAUUGAAUCCAUGGGUAAUUACACAUAACCCCCGUAAGCGGGCAUUUGAAUUGGGUAAAGUUUUAAAUUGCACACGACUGGACAGUUCUGACGAUCUUAAGCAGUGCCUAAAAACCAAAUGCGCUGAAGAUAUUGUAACGGCUGUAAGACAUUUUUUGGUGUUUGGUUAUAAUCCAUUUACUACAUUCGGUCCAGUUAUCGAAAACUCAAAUGUGAGCGACAAUUUCUUGCAUGAAACGCCAGAAGAAAUAAUAAAAUCAGGAAAUUUUUCUCAAAUACCUUGGCUUUUAUCAUACACAGCUGAGGACGGUGGCUAUAAUGCUGCUGAACUUUUACAAAAUUCCGAAAAUGGUGAAGAAUUAAUUACAGUUUUAAAUGAACGAUGGUUAGAACUUGCGCCACAAAUUUUUUUUUACAAAGAUACCGUACACAACACAAAUGAAUAUUCUGAGUCACUAAAGGAAAAGUAUUUGAAAAAUGAAAAUUUUUCCGUAAAUACAUAUCAUAAAGUUCAGCAAAUGUACACAGAUAUUUUAUUUAAAAAUGGAGUCGAGCAGUCAAUUUAUUUACAUAAAAAAUAUGGAACUAGUGCUGUUUAUGCUUAUAUCUACGAUAACCCUGCUGAUGCAGGUAUUGGUCAGAGUUUGUCUAAGCGAAAUGAUAUUGAUUUCGGUACAGUCCACGGUGAUGAUUACUUUCUAAUAUUCCAUAAUCCAUCACGACCUAAGCAACUGCGUUCCGAUGAAGAAAUUAAUUCAAGAAAGUUUAUUAAAAUGUUAGAAGAUUUUGCUGUAAAAAGUAACCAACUAUCUUAUGGAGAGUGCGCUUUUGUUGACAAUGUUGAUAAAAGUAACCUACAACUUCUACUCAUAAAAAGAGAAACUUGCGUAAAUACAGAAGUUACAGAUUUUUAUAAAUAACUAUCUAAUGCUUAUAAAUAUUUUAAUUACAAAAAU
Teleopsis dalmanni is the source of this 1836-nucleotide messenger RNA. Its product is annotated as esterase-5B-like. The coding region runs from base 151 to 1800 and encodes 549 amino acids. Gene Ontology annotation, molecular function: hydrolase activity. NCBI's taxonomy places the organism in Eukaryota, Metazoa, Arthropoda, Insecta, Diptera, Diopsidae. The transcript has 5 exons. The record is from RefSeq and is a predicted model, not a curated record.